AGUCUUCCGAAAAAUCUUCAUAGUUCCUAUAUAAACUGACCUACACCCCUCAGAAUCAUCAACAGUCUCUCUUUUUCCGAUUUCCUUCUGUUUCCAUAGAGAGAAAAUGAAAGCUCCACUGCUGUUUUUGCUCUUCUUCUUUCUGCAGGUUGCCGUCAACUAUGCAACACCAUUUGAAAUUGAUCGUGCCAGUACAGCCGGAAAGCUGAGCCGACACCGCUUUCCGAAAGGCUUCGUGUUCGGAACGGCCACCGCCGCGUACCAGGUCGAAGGGAUGGCUCAUGGCGACGGCCGUGGCCCUAGCAUCUGGGAUGCCUUUGUUCAAAUCCCUGGAAAUGUAGCAAAUAAUGCUACUGCAGAUGUUUCAACAGACCAGUAUCAUAAGUAUAAGAUUGAUGUCAAUAUUUUGACCAAGCUAAACUUUGAUGCCUAUCGCUUCUCAAUUUCUUGGUCCAGAAUUUUUCCAAAUGGGAAGGGGAAAGUAAACUGGAAGGGAGUUGCAUACUACAAUAGAUUGAUCAAUUACUUAAUCAAAAAAGGCAUUACUCCAUAUGCCACUUUGUAUCAUUGGGAUCUUCCUCUAGCACUAGAGAAGGACUAUGAUAGCUUUUUGAGUAGCAAAGUAGUUGAGGAUUUUGCAAAUUAUGCUGAGUUUUGUUUCAAGACGUUCGGUGAUAGAGUUAAGAAUUGGAUGACAUUUAAUGAACCGAGAGUUGUAGCAUCUCAUGGAUACGAUUCUGGAGAUUUUCCUCCUGCAAGAUGUUCCAAUUGCACGGUUGGAAAUUCGGGAACCGAGCCUUACAUUGUUACCCAUAAUAUAAUUCUAUCUCAUGCUGCUGCAGUUCAAAGAUAUAGAGAGAAAUAUCAGAAAAAACAAGGAGGAAGGAUUGGAAUUGUUCUCGAGUUCAUGUGGUACGAACCACUUACACAUUCUAAGGCUGAUAACCAUGCAGCUCAAAGAGCCAGAGAUUUUCAUGUUGGAUGGUAUAUGCAUCCUCUCGUGUAUGGCGAGUAUCCGAGAUCGAUCCAAGAGCUCGUAGGUGAAAGGUUACCAAAGUUCACUCAAGAGGAUGUCAAAAUAGUUAAAGGCUCAAUAGAUUUCUUGGGAAUGAACCACUACACUACUAACUAUGCUUAUGACAUUCAUCCUUCAAAACCCAAAACAAAUUUGAGCUAUAGAGAUGAUUGGAACGUGGGAACUAGUACCGUGAAGAAUGGAGUUCCUAUCGGUGCAAAUCCUUUUACCAAACGACAUCCUAUUGUCCCUUGGGGAAUGCGUAAAGCUUUGAUGUAUAUGAAGGAAACCUAUGGAAAUCCUACCAUCAUUGUGACAGAAAAUGGCAUGGACGACCCAGGAAGUGAAACAUUGCGUGAAGGAGUUUAUGAUUCUACUAGAGUUCGGUUCUACAAGAGUUAUUUGGCGCAAGUGAAGAAGGCAAUUGAUGAAGGAGCUAAUGUGAAAGGCUAUUUUGCUUGGUCGUUGCUGGACAAUUUUGAAUGGACAAUGGGUUACACUUCAAGAUAUGGAAUUGUGUAUGUGGAUUACAACACCCUCAAGAGAUAUCCAAAGAAGUCGGCUUAUUGGUUCAAAACUUUUCUUAAGAGAAAGAAGAAUAGAGUUUAGAUACUUAAUUUCUACUUUGAUAAGAUAGAUUUUAUGAGCUCAAAAUGAAACUGAUUGUUUCAAAUUUUCUAUCUUCUGUUUAUUUAUUGUCUUUUUUAUU
This is a messenger RNA of Momordica charantia (bitter melon), 1724 nucleotides long. Its product is annotated as beta-glucosidase 44. Gene Ontology annotation, molecular function: beta-glucosidase activity. Gene Ontology annotation, biological process: carbohydrate metabolic process. The record is from RefSeq and is a predicted model, not a curated record. Lineage: Eukaryota; Viridiplantae; Streptophyta; Magnoliopsida; Cucurbitales; Cucurbitaceae.